Arxiozyma heterogenica is the source of this 1779-nucleotide messenger RNA. It is a transcript of the gene ARG2, whose product is annotated as acetyl-CoA:L-glutamate N-acetyltransferase. Gene Ontology annotation, molecular function: L-glutamate N-acetyltransferase activity, acting on acetyl-CoA as donor. The transcript has a single exon. The record is from RefSeq and is a predicted model, not a curated record. Gene Ontology annotation, cellular component: mitochondrial matrix. Gene Ontology annotation, biological process: L-ornithine biosynthetic process; L-arginine biosynthetic process. Lineage: Eukaryota; Fungi; Ascomycota; Saccharomycetes; Saccharomycetales; Saccharomycetaceae. Bases 1 to 1779 code for a protein of 592 amino acids.
AUGUUUUCAAUUAGUUCACUUUCAAAGUUUGCCCGACCAUGGUAUUUUGUAAAUUCAAAUGCUAACAUUGCCAACUUUAAACGAUACAUGUCCUCUAGAAAUAUCAUAUUGUCCGUCUUAAAUUCUACUGCCACAAAACGUGAAGCAAAAGAUUAUUUAACUAAAUAUGCUGAUGAAACGAAAUUAAUUAACCAUUCUCUGUUAAUUGUCCGCGAUCUGCAUCGAUGUAAUUUUAAUCUUUUGAAACAAUUAUCUGCUACUAUAAGACGAUUGAGAAUUCUUGGAUUAAGACCAAUAUGUGUUAUUCCGCCCUCUGAAAACAUUGAAAAGGAAGCAGAAACUUUGGAUAAAUUGAUCACAUAUGCUAAAUUGAGACCAUUACAUUUAAAGGAAUCCUUAGUAAAAACUACUACAGGGCACUACAAAUCCAUUUUAGCUUCCGAAGAUUUAAAUUUAUUUGAUAAUUAUAUUCCAAAUUUAGUGCCAAUUAUUAAACCUUACAUCUUCUAUGAAUCAGAUGUUACCGAGGAUAUUUCAAGAGAUAUCGUUCAUUUUAUGCGAUAUCUUUCCAAAAAUGCUAGGAUAAAAAUAGAUAAAGUUUUCAUACUAAAUGGUAUUGGUGGCAUUCCUUCAGGUGAAAGAAAUGAUAAUUCACAUGUUUUUAUAAAUCUUUCACAAGAAUAUUCAUCACUGACUGGUGCAUUGUCUCAAAAGAUUUCUUGUCUAGCAAAACGAGAACCGGAUUCUGAGAACUUAAUUGAUAGAAUGGAACUUUAUUUGAAAGAGAAACAAAUUCGUCAAUUAGAAAAGGAAACUAAGGAACAUUUACAAGACUUACAGAUAAUGAACGCGGUGUUAUCAAAUUUAUCUAAUACAGCCACUGGAUUAAUAACAACAAUAGAGUCUGCUGCACUGUCAUCAGAUACUAAUAAUCCGUUAAUUUAUAACUUAUUGACUGAUCGUUCCUUAAUAUCAUCUUCCUUACCUAGGUUUAAAAGACACAAGGAAAUCAGUUUUGAAGAAAUCUUUAAUAAUGAAGAAGAAGAGUUAGAUGCCAAGAAAUUAUCAAAUAUCGAGAAACAAAAUUACAAUAAUGCAAUUUUAUCUACUACUGUUUUAAAGAAAGGCAUUAAUAUCAAAAUAUUUGAUUUUAAAACAUUAAAUGAUACUAAUUCUAUUGGUUUACCAUCAAAAGGUAACCAUAAAAUGUUGGAUGAAAAUACACGAAAAGCUAUGAAAAUAACCAAUGAUAAAGUAGACUUAAUAAAAAUGAAAUCUAUCUUAGACCAAUCUUUUCAUAGAUCGUUAGAUCUAGAACAUUACAUGCAGAGAAUAAACGGGAAUAUUGCAUCCAUUAUUGUUAUUGGUGACUAUGAAGGUAUUGCAAUAUUAACGUAUGAAGGACCAGAGCAUAGUAGAUUUGUAUACUUAGACAAGUUUGCAGUUCUGCCACAUUUAAAGGGAUCAUUAGGAAUAUCUGAUAUUAUCUUUAAUUUAAUGUUUAAAAAAUUCCCAAACGAAGUCGUCUGGCGAAGCAGAAGAGAUAAUAUUGUUAACAAAUGGUAUUUUCAAAGGAGCGUUGCAGUAAUAGAUUUGUCAAUUGAUAUUGGAAACAACGAUCAAAGCGAUAGUAUUUUUAAAUUGUUCUAUUAUGGUGACCCUAAACGUGUAGAGGAAAACAUUAACAACUUCAGCAGGUUACAGGAAUUUGCAAGAUAUGUAAGAGAUAUUAAACCAAGUUGGGAAAAACAACUUAGUUUCUUUAAUAUAAAUGAAUGA